Messenger RNA from Cercopithifilaria johnstoni, 699 nucleotides. The record is from the annotation of a GenBank genome assembly. NCBI's taxonomy places the organism in Eukaryota, Metazoa, Nematoda, Chromadorea, Rhabditida, Onchocercidae.
AUGCAACCAUUCCAUAAUGUAUUGGAAGCACAAACGGUACAAACAGAGCCCUUCGAUUUAUCAGUGCGGAAAGUGAGUGAGGAACGAAUACAAUUACAGAAAUUAUCAAAUAGUGAAACGAAUCAAGCACAGACGGAAAGUUUCCCUCAAUCAUCCCAUUUGAGUGCUCAUGAGAAGACGCGUACCGGUGAAAAGGCACACAGUUGUACGAUAUGUGGGAAAAGUUUUUCUCAAUCAUCUCAUUUGAUAACACAUGCGAGGAUUCACACCGGUGUGAAGCCGUACAGCUGUUCGACAUGCAAUAGGAAUUUUUCUGAUCCAUCGAAUAUGAAAAAACAUGAGAAGACUCAUACCGGUGAAAGGCCACACAAUUGUACGAUAUGCGGGAAAAGUUUCUCUCAAUCAUCGGAUUUGGGCAGACAUAACAGAACUCAUACUGGUGAAAAGCCGCACAGCUGUUCGAUAUGCAAUCAAAAUUUCUCUGAUCCAUCUAAUAUGAGACAGCAUGAGAGAGCUCAUGCCAAUGAAAGGCCUUACAUUUGCCCAAUAUGUAAUCAAAGUUUCUCCCGUUCAACGAGUUUGAAGAAACAUAAGAAGACUUGUACCGGUAAAAAGCGGUACAAUUGUCCGAUAUGCGAUAAACGUUUCUAUCGAAGUGAUAAAUUUAAAAAGCACAUGCAAACCCAUAGCAAUAAGUAG